ACCUCACAGAUUCUUUGCGCGCGCCGGAGAGAGAGCAAAAGAGCUCGUUAGUCGUUAAUACUCGUUACAUUUUGUUCUACGGUAUUCAGUAAGUAAGAGAAAGAGAGGGGCUUUUACAGUGCAUACGAGCGUCGUGGUCUCCGUCCCCUGUUCUAUGCCUUGAAGUUUCAGGGGUGUUUUUCUUCCCCUUUUUGGCAGCAAAACUCUCUCUGUCUCUACCAUGGUUUCUCUCCGUUUUCCCUUCUUUCACUCUCACCUCCUAAUACCCUACCCUAUCGUAAUUCCUCUUCUCCACUGCACCAUGGCCGAGUAGCAAUGGCCAUGGGAGUAGGACUAGGCGUGGGCUUGGCCAUGGCUUCUUCAUUCUCGGACCAGAGAGGUUCAUUGCUUCAAAAAGCCAUGGAUUGGUUCUCUGCGAGCCAGAACUCGAUACCCCAUUUGUGGGCCUCGCUCUCUUUGGCCUCUGAGAAAACCAUUACUGAAUCCAGGACUGGCACUUCCUUUCUGGCGGUUUUGUACGAGACUCAACAGCUUGUGGGGAUUGGGAUAAGGAAGAAAAGCAUCAUAGGUAUCAAGAACAUCAAUGUAUAUGCAUUUGGUAUUUAUGCAGAUGCUAGCGACAUGAAAGAAGCGUUGUAUGAAAAGUAUAGACCUUUAUCAGCUGAUGAGCUUAAAGAAAAUAAGGAUUUCUAUGGAGAUAUUAUGGAUAGUGAUAUAUCUAUGACAGUAAGGUUAGAGAUAGUAUAUGGAAGGUUGAGCAUUGCUUCUGUUCGAAGUGCCUUUGAAGAGACAGUUGGAAGUAGGCUCCAAAAGUUCAGUGGAGCUGAUAAUAAAGAGUUGUUACAGAGAUUCACAACACAGUUUAAAGAUGAAUAUAAGCUACCACGAGGAACCAUAAUCGAUCUUUCACGGCAGCAUGGCCACAUCCUUCAAACCAAAAUUAAUGGUGAGGUGGUGGGCAGCGUUCAGAGCCAACUCCUCUGCAAAUCAAUAUUCGACCUUUACAUUGGAGAAGACCCAUUUGACAGAGAUGCUAAACAGGAGAUUGGACAUGGUUUGGCAUCUCUACUUAAAAACUAGAUUCAAACGCAUGGCAUCAGUCGCACUUUGUCUUGUUCUGUGGUGAUUCAAUUAUUUUGUAAAAUUUCAUUUUAUUGAAAUAGGUAAACUCCAUUAAAACCACGAUUUUGCUGGGGGCUUUCUAGCCUGUGAAACAAUGAACACUGGUAUAUUGUCCCUCAGCUGUUUUAGAUGUCCUCUUUUUUUAGUAUAGUUCAUGUAAUUUUUUCAUCCAACUAUUUACCAUUUGUAUAUGAUUGUGCCUUGCCUGUAUGUGUCGUACUAUUCCUUGGUCUGAGGGAUAGUGCUUUAUAGCCAAAUGUGAUUUGCUAUUCACAAAUAAGAAAUUUGUUUAAUGGGAUUUUGGUCA
Messenger RNA from Amborella trichopoda, 1429 nucleotides. RefSeq names its product Chalcone-flavanone isomerase family protein (gene FAP1). Lineage: Eukaryota; Viridiplantae; Streptophyta; Magnoliopsida; Amborellales; Amborellaceae. Gene Ontology annotation, biological process: fatty acid metabolic process. Gene Ontology annotation, molecular function: intramolecular lyase activity; fatty acid binding. The record is from RefSeq and is a predicted model, not a curated record. Gene Ontology annotation, cellular component: chloroplast stroma.